GAGAUCGUUUGUGCGGUGGUUUUCGUUAUUUGUAUAUUUUAGUUUAUUUCCAAGAAAAUUGUUAAAGGAAAUGUUAGCUGAUAAAGCAAUGGAACUUAUUAAGGAAUUGCAUAGAUGCAAGGAUACUUUACAACCUUUAAAAGAGGAUGUAAUGCAACAAGUAAUGGAAGAAAUGAAAGCACUCUUUGAGGAAAACCAAAAGGAUGUUGCCGAAUCUGUAAAUGAAGAUGUUCAACUUCACACUUCCAUUCAGUUUCGACAUUCAGUUCUUCUCAGGAAUAAAAGAUGUUUGUUAGCAUAUUUGUAUAAUCGACUAGAACAAAUUCGUGACAUGCGCUGGGCAUUUGGAAGUGCUUUACCAUCUGAUAUAUCUCAGUCACUAUCAGAAAGUGAGAUGGAAUGGUUUCAAAAUUACAGCAGAAUUGUGGCAACAUACAUGUCUACAAUAGGUGGUGGUAUAGGAACCGAUUUAUUUGAAAACCUUCAACCACCAAAAUCACUAUUUAUUCAGGAACUGGUGAUGUUCGGACAUCUUCUAUUUUCCAUCAUACCUUCUUGGGUCUUUAUCUACAACGGAAUAAGCGCUGGUAAAAUGUAG
This is a messenger RNA of Centruroides sculpturatus (bark scorpion), 598 nucleotides long. It is a transcript of the gene Psf1, whose product is annotated as DNA replication complex GINS protein PSF1-like. Lineage: Eukaryota; Metazoa; Arthropoda; Arachnida; Scorpiones; Buthidae. The coding region runs from base 71 to 598 and encodes 175 amino acids. Gene Ontology annotation, biological process: DNA strand elongation involved in mitotic DNA replication; DNA replication. The transcript is spliced from 6 exons. The record is from RefSeq and is a predicted model, not a curated record. Gene Ontology annotation, cellular component: GINS complex.